AACAGAGCGUGUAGCAAUGCGAGAGCAUCUCGGUGGGCGUAGCUGCUUGCCUGAUGUGCCUUUGCACGUGUGUGCACAGCCACGUGUCUCUGUUUUUCUCCCUGUAUGUUUCUUCGCUUUCUCUUCAUUGGCUUUACUUGCAGCCACCUGCCCUCGAGCAAUCUGCUUUACCAACCGACCCUCGCCCUGGGCUGCAUGCUGCUGGGAAUCCUUAUCCUUCUACCUAUCUGCCUGCCAUGUGUUGUGUGUGGGGGUUGUAAUGCACCCCCAGCCUUUCUCUCGUGGUGCGACUGUGUUGGCACCGGCAACUGCCUGAUGUCCCGGCAACGAGGAGGAUGCUUGAACGUUUGAAUCCAGGUGAUUUCAGGUGUCUUCGGGUCUGCAAGAACAACCUGUUCCUUGUUGCAUCUAACACAGUCUCUCGUUCCAGCCAGAUCACCAUGGAAGCAGGGGGGACAUGGACCGGGAAAGGCUACGCUGCCCCAUGGAUGUACCACAGUGUGCCUGGGCAGUACACGCUCUUGGAGAAACAACUCAUCUCUGACUUGUCCCCCUACCGGCGCCGCCCCAUCUCCCGGGUGCUCCAGGACUCCACCAACUGGCAUAAUGCGCAGCUCCCACCUCGCUGGGGCCUGCCGAAGCAGGAGAGCCAGUGGCUUUCUGGGAAGGACUUGAGCAGGGCAACCUCAUCCCCAAAGGCCCAAAGGCAGCAACCACUGUGGCCGCCACCACAGUGUAGCCCCACUUACGAAGGCCUGCGCCCAAUCUCUAUGAGGGAUGGGAGCUGGGGAGCAAACAGCCCUCCAGAAGGGGAUGUCCCCAUAGGCUUCCUUGCUGGAGGCUCAUUUGCUGCUGGUCCAAACUGCCAUUGGUAUCCUGGGGGAACCUCUGCAAAGAAUAGGGUCAAUCCUCCUGCUCGGGCCCCUCCAAGUUAUGAAGCCCAUAUGCUGUUGCGCCUCCGGGCUGGGCAAGGCCCCCGCAAAGAAAACUGGCCUCAUCCUCCACCUUAUGUUGCUCCACCAUCUUAUGAGGCACCCCACCGCACAGUCCGGCCCCAGUCCAAGCUUUUGCCAUGCCAGCGUCCACAUAAGGAAGCUUUAACAGGAAAGCAGAUCCAAACAGUGGGGCCCAAGAAGUAUGGGGAGAGAGUAACAGGGACCUGUGAGACAGGCGGGUCAUUGAGCCAUGCUCCUGGCAGAAAGGCAGGGAGGCGCCAGGUUAAAAUCCCUGGUAGCUGGAGCUACCUCUCUGGAGCCAGCACAUGGGGUGGCCACCGGAGGGAGCCACAAAGGUCAGAGUCCGCCUAUGGCCUGAUGCCCAGUUGGGACACGAGCCCCCAACAUCAAAGCCACACUCUCCCUCGAGUAAGUAAGAGGAAUAAGGGGCUGCCUGUGCCCGUGCCUUGUCCUCCUCAGCACACACUCCCAGUGGGUUGGGGCUUUAGCCACGCAGUAGGUUGGGCCCCCGGAGAUGUGCAGGAUGGUGGGAGCAAAGUGGGAGAUAAGCACAGCAGAACCAUCUUGCCCAAGUGGAAGGAGCCAAGCCAUGCCAGGGACCCAGGGGGGAGCCAGGGGUCGCUUUCAAAGCUGGUGUCACAAAAGCGUGGUGGUCUCUUUGUCAUUGAUGCCACAUGUGUGGUCAUCCAGGCCCACUACAUCCCAGCUCCCCGGACAGAGCGAGUCCGUUAUUUGGGCCAAGAGGGAAUGGACAAGGUCAAGGCUCCCUUGUCCCCUGGUCCUGUAGCUCCGGCCUCAAUGGAGGAGCGUGCUGCUCGUAUCCUGGGCCUAUCUGUGAGUGAACUGGGGUUCACAGAGGUAGGGAAAGGUAAAAAUGUGGGACCCGGGAUGCCCGAGCAAAAGCUUAACAAGGGCUCUACAGCCGACCUGGCUGUGUCCAAGGAUAUCUGUGGAGCAGGGCAGCAUAAAGGGGCUCCUUCUCCCCCAGCCAGCCCUAAGGAAACAACCAUACUCACCCCAACUCCCAAUAAUUUCCAGAUAGAGCCUACACAGCAGGUGCUGCAUAACCCCGAGGAAACAGUAACACCAGCAGUUCCUUGCCAGGAAAGUGGCUGUGCUCAACUACAGCGAAAGGAAGAACCAGAACCAGAACCAGUGUUUUCCCCACAGAGCAGGUCUUAUGCCCUGGAUCUGAAAGAAGCCAUGUCAAGAAUCCGCCGGCACACAGCCCCAGAUUCAGACACGGAUGAGGAGAUAGAGAAAGAUUGCCAGCCGGUCUGUGGGCGACCAGCUGAGUGGCGAGGGCGGCUGAAUGAAGGGGCUCUCUCUUACAGCAGCAGCAGUUUAGACAGUAGCAGUUCCAAUGCCACGGUGGUGCCAGGGAAUGCUACUCCUACCCCGAGAAAUCAAUCAGAACAGCCCCCUGUGUGUGAAGGAAGCCACACUGGUCCAGGCAGUGCAGUGGCCAUGAAGACAGAUUAGAAGAAAAGACUGUGGAAUAAUUUGGAGCCUUCAUUCGCCCCACUUUCCCAAGUGCCUGGUUUCCCCAUGCCUCUGCCUGCUCCCCUUUGCCAGAAGCUCAGGGACAUUGGUGGAUUGUAGGGGAUGGAAAGAUACACAUGGUCGUAAGCCUCUCCAGGACUGUAACUAUGGGGGCUCCUAAAUGAUGGCAUUUCACUCUCACCCAGUAAUUCCAUACCUUUAAAGCAUUCCCAAUUAAUUGGAAAGCCCGAUUAAUCCUCUGCCACCCCAUGUUUUAGGAGCCCCUGGUGGCAUAAUGGAUUAAACCCUUGUGCCAGCAGGACUGAAGACCAACAAGUUGGAUGUUUGAAUCUGGGUAGGGUGCAGAUGAGCUCCCUCUGUCAGCUCCAGUUCCCCAUGUAGGGACAAGAGAGAAGCCUCCCAUAAGGAUGGUAAAACAUCGAAAACAUCCAGGCGUCCCUUGGGCAAUGUUUUUGCAGACUGCCAAUUCUCUCACACCAGAAGUGACUUGCAGUUUCUCAAGUCGCUCCUGACAUGGAAAAAAAACCCAUGUUUUCAGCUGCUUUUAAAAUGCUGCAGUUUCUCUUCCUUGCUCCCUCUUAUCCCUUUUACCCUCAGCUUACUUCACUUGCUACUAACUGAGCUCAAAAUACAGACAUAGUUUGGAGUCAACUAAUCUGACAGAAGGAAAUUGAAAGGAGAGUUUCAGGCAAAAGCAAAUGGCUCCAGCCUCUCUUAGCUUAUGUGCUCGUCCGCAUUAUAACUUCUCCAAUACUGAUUGUUGAUAUGUUGCGUGACUGCAUACGUUCUGCUUUCAAUUUUGAAAUGUUGGAUGGGAUGGAAUUCUGUCCCCAAAGUGACAUUUUCAAGAAGUCCUCAAAUCUCUAGCACUGCAGAGCUGGGCAUCAAAACCAAUGCACACCUAGAUUUUUUUCCAUUUGCUGUGUUUGUUUUCCUUCGGUAAAUUUGCCUGCUCCUUUUCUCUGGGUGCCCUAACUGUAUUUCUAAAUGCUCAACUAAAAUGAACAUUACUCCUUUAGUAUAAAUUUGGGGACUAAAGAAAAAUUUCAUUUUAGGGGGAACAAUUUUUCUAUUGGGGAAGGAGGCAGCAAUGCCUUCAUUCAUCCCUCCUCCUUCAUAUCUACACCCAUGGCUUUCUCCCAGCUGUGCCCUGUAUUCUGUGUGCAAAACAGCAACAAAGGGAUCUCCACACAAUCAGGGGGCAAUAAACCUCUGACUACUCAAUAACGACAAGAGAAGCCAUCACCACAGUACCUUAUAAUAUCAAACCUCCCCACCUAGCCUUAGUUGAGGACACAAGCACUGCCUGGCGAGAAGAGGGACUCCCUUUGGCUUCAUCCUGAUUGCAAAUGUUGACCUUGCAGUGGGCAAUAAACCUGCCAAGACCUUUUCUGCUUCUCUGUUUCUGUGCGGCUAUUGUAAGAAAUUCUAUGUGUGUGGGGCAGUGUUAUGAAUAGUGGAUAUAAUAAUAAAGUUAUGUUAAUCUGAGAAGUUGAGAGAUGGAUUCUCUA
Molecule: messenger RNA, 3970 nt
Organism: Anolis sagrei ordinatus
Lineage: Eukaryota; Metazoa; Chordata; Lepidosauria; Squamata; Anolidae
Gene: DDN
Product: dendrin
Source: RefSeq, a predicted model, not a curated record